Ixodes scapularis (black-legged tick) is the source of this 6603-nucleotide messenger RNA. RefSeq lists its product as uncharacterized. The record is from RefSeq and is a predicted model, not a curated record. NCBI's taxonomy places the organism in Eukaryota, Metazoa, Arthropoda, Arachnida, Ixodida, Ixodidae. The coding region runs from base 1 to 6477 and encodes 2158 amino acids. The transcript is spliced from 8 exons.
AUGCUUCUGCUACACUCUCCACUAAAGUACAAACUUCUUGCAGAAGGCGUUUGCGAGAACCUGCUCCGAUCCCGAAGAGCUGAUGGAGGGUCUCUGAGGUCUUUCCUGCACCGACAGCUGCAGCAAGCCCUUCCUGGUGUGCCCCUGUCUGAGGACAUCUUUCGGUGUCUCCUGGGCCAGUUGGGACACUGGCCAACCCCAGAACUGUCCACGGCCAUGGACCAUCUGAUUCGCUUAGCUGAAGCACAGAGGUUCCCCGUCUUUGGCAGUGGUGGACCCUCCCAGGCCCAGGUGGUGUUGCUCUUGUGGCUUCCCCCAGCCGUACCUCCUGCACAGGCACAACGAUCCCGGACUGCAGCCCGUUUGCUGCUUUCCCGGGCGAUGCCUACACACUUGGUGCACAGCUACGAGGCCCUCCUGCAACAGGCUCGACGGUCGACAGCUGUCCGCAUUGUGGCUCAGAGUUUGACAGAACACGUCUUUGACUGCCAUCGACCAACCCCCAGCGAGAAAGAGCUGUCCAAUCUACCGGUGCCCGUCCUUCGCAAUGUGCUGCCCAUUUUAAGCUACCUUGCUAGCCUUCGGUCGUGUCCACCUUUGGGAAAACUUUGGGGCCCUUCCAGGGGUAUUGUGGCUGCCAGCUGGUCGGGUGAUAUUUCUCCACACAUCGUUUUGGACCAAGGCAACCAGGUGGAAGUGCUGCUUGACCAGGGCUAUCCAAAACUGCUAAGUUUGCAACAGAAUGAUGCUGCCGAUUAUGCGCGUGCACGUACUCUCGAGAAACUGCGUGCCUACAAUGACAUGCUGCACUUUAUCCAGGAGUCCAUGAACAAUUCUACCUUGUCUUCCCUAUCAAUACAGCUCCUACUGAAAAUCGGCAUUGACCUUGCUGGCAGCUGUCAGCCCCCAAAGAGCAGUGUCUUGCUGCUGCAGAACAUCUUGUCACAACUGGUGCACCACCAGGUAGCUACCAAAGAAGACCAUCGCAUCUUGAGCCAGCUUCUGUCAGUGUUCCAGCAUAGGCAAGAGUGCACCAAGGUUGGCAUUCGAGACCUUGUGAAUGCCCAUGAUUAUCUGGUGCCUCAGUUGCUUGAAGACUUCCGGAAGAGUGUCCUCUUUGAGUCACCAGGCGUACGUGCCUACCUGGUCACAGAACUUGCUGUCUAUGCAAAGAUGGCAUACCAGUUACCUCCCGAUAGAAGGGCUGCCCUUCUUGGAGUGGCAACAGCAUUACUCACUAUCAGCUGGCCUCCUGGUAAGGUGCUGGAUCUGCUCAUUGACAGUGCAUCACUACUGCAAGUCAGCCAUGUCAGCCUCCAACUUGCCCACAAGAUGAUUCCAGCUCUCAUGCUGAUCCACACAAGGCCCUAUUAUGAGUGGCUUUCGCCAGAGCGCAAAAACUACCUGUAUAUGACCCUGCUUCGACUGAUUGAAGAGCUAGAUGGAAUGGAUGAAACCAUGCUAACAGCCAUCGAGGGUGUAAUGGCCAGCACAUGUGACAAGCUCAACUUGGUGAGCGUCUUGUUCCGCAUGCUCCGAGCUCCCACCAUAAGCAGCAAGGUAUUUUCGUAUAUUGAGUGCCUCAUCCUCUACUUGCUAAAGGCUCAGCCUGGACUGACGAUUAAUAUUCAGACAGUCAUUCUGCCCACUAUGACUACAGGGCCCUGCCAUCCAAACAACACGCACAUCUCCAGAAACCAUCACAGCCACACCUAUAGCAAAUACUACUACCUCAAUUCAAACGUCAUCAGAGUCAUCUACUGCAACAUAUACAAAAAUGUCCACAUCCACACUAACCCCUACAGCAACAUCCUCAAAAGAAAGUACAGUGGAAACACCAUGGGGGCCUACAUCUACGACUGUCACAGUAACAACACCUCCAAUGUCCGAAAAAACACCUAUACCCACAGUGUCUCCUACAGCAACACCCUCAGUUGUGACACCACCACAGACUUCUGUAGAAACACCUACAGGGACACCCUCAAUAGCAACACCACCACAGACUUCUAUAGGGAUGUCUACAGCAACGUCCUCGGUUGUAACUCCUUCGCAGAUGUCUACAGCAACACCUUCAAGGACACCUACAGCAACACCCACAGAGGAAACAACACCUGGGAAAACAUCCACGUCCACAGAGACACCUACAGCUACACCCUCAGUAGAAACACCUGGGAACACAUCCACAGGGAUGCCUACAGGAACACCCUCAGUAGAAACUACACCUGCAAAAACAUCUACAGCAACAUCAUUAGAAACUACACCUGGGGAAACACCCACAUCUACAGGGACACCUACCACAACACCUUCAUGGAAGAAACAUCCAUAUCCACAGGGUCACCUACAGGAACACCCUCAGUAGAAACUACACCCGAGAAAACAUCUACAUCUACGGGGAUGCCUACAGCAACACCCUCCGUGGAAACUACACCUCAGAAAACAUCCACAGGGACGCCUACAGGAACACCGUCGGAAACUAUAUCUAUCAAAACAUCCACAGGGAUGCCUACGGGAACACCCUCAGUAGAAACUACACCCAAGGAAACAUCCACAUCCGUAGGGAUACCUACAGGAACACCGAACAUUCUCAGAAGAAACUACACCUGGGAAAACAUCCACAUCUACAGGAACAUCCCCAGGAGGAACUACACCUGGGAAAACAUCCACCGGAACACCUUCAAUAGAGACUACACCUGGGAAAACAUCCACAACUACAGGGACACCUACAGCAACAGCCUCAGUAGAAACUACACCUGGGAAAACAUCCACGUCCACAAAGGUGCCUACAGGAACACCUCCGGUAGAAUCACCCGGGAAAACAUCCACAUCCACAAGGGAACCUACAGCAACACCCUCUGGUGCCAACACAUCAAAGACGCCACCAAUUAUAGGAACACCUACAGCAACACCUUCAUCAGAGACAAAAUCAACUACUACAGAAACUUCCUCAGGUUCAACUACACCAGGAAAUGCAUCCACAGGAACACCCACUCAACACCCCCCGGACUAACUCCGUCAAAGACCCCAUCUGUGUCAAUCAGAACUCCUACAGCCACACCCUCAGUUGAAACUCCAUCAAAUGGAUCUACCUUCUCAGGGACACCAAAUUUCACUACUUCACCAUUGCCAUCAGUAACACACCACGGUACCACUCCCUCGCAUAUUGACAGUAAGGGAAGCACACCUCCAGUGGAAACAACACCUCUUGUAACUGUGGUUACAACGGAGAGCAUCACAGAAAUGGGAACUACAGAGAUCACGAUACCGACACCAUCUCAAGCAACCCAUGUUUUUACAGUUCCUAUGUACCCCCCUGAAGGUGUCCCCAUCAGGUUCAAUAUAGAAAAAAUAUCGCACCACAUCACUCAUGUCAAUGAAUCAGACAGCAAUAUCCUUGAAAUCAUACAAAUGCUUUUCAAUCAAACUCAUGACAAGAAUAUCACUCUUGUUAUAAAGGACGCUGAAAAUAUUACAUCCCAGCACCCAGAGAUUGUGAUUGCCGUGGAGGAGAAGGUUAUACUAGUUAUUGUUGAAGCACUAACAAACGCUCAAUUAACCGGAGAAUUAGAAGAGAAAACAGAAUACUUGGUACGUGAGCUUUACAAGAUACUUGUAACAGGAGGCAAUUUUAGACUGGAGGUGCUACAGAAGGUUCUCACACUAGAAAUGACAGGCACACUCAAAACAAAAAUCUUAAACAUCCUUAUAAAUCGAACCAUCAAUGGAACUGUAGAAGGAGUACACAUGGUACUCGAGAUCCUGAUACCUUAUUUGGCAGUGCAUCACGUUUCUGGAAUUUCUACGCGAGAAUUCAUUCACUUGGUGGUGCAGUAUGUGCAGACAACCAACAGAACCCAAAUUAAUAAAGAUUUGAGGCAUUUCAUUAUUGAAAUCCUAGAAGACCUCAUCAACAGUCCACAAGUGAGCGAGAAUGACAAACGACAGCUGAAGAUCAUCUUGGAAACUCUUCUUCGUGAAACUACCACAACCCACACAGGCUUUGCACCUAUUUUAACUUACCUGAAGGAUACAAGGGCUCCACUAUCCCUCGACCUCCUUCUUUCCAUACACCCCAACUGGAAAGGAAUCUCACGAGAGUCGUUCUUGACAGUUCAGAGGUUGGCAGAAGUGCUAAACACAUCCAAUGGCAAUCCUUUAAUAGUUGGAAAUGUUGUGGCACUACUUCUGCGGUUAGUCAGCACCAACCAUAUACCACGAACAAAAAUUGGCCCUAUGCUUUCCAGUUUGCACUCCAUUGUCACUAGAACAGACCUAAUAGCACCUCAUUUGAGGUUGACUGUGCUCACAGACUGUUUGACUCUCUAUGGCAAUGAAGCUUUCCAAUAUCUGUCUCCUGCUGCUCGAGUAACUGUGCUCAACACAAUCCUUGCUUUGGUGCAUGAAAAGGUCGACGACUAUGUGGUCAGUCAAGUGCUGAAUUAUGGAUGGACGUACAAGGAGCGUAGUGAUAUCUUUGUUCCACUGCUCCGAGAUGUGGAGAACUUCAACCUGCCAGUGAAUAGCCUUCGAGAGAUCAACCAGAUCUUGCUAGUUGUGGCAGCAGUCACAGCAAAUAACCCAACGCUGCAGAAAGAGCUGUCCACCAUUGCCAGCAAACUCAACUCUAAUCGACCUGAGAAAUCGAAAUACCCGCGUUCAAUAAAGUACAUCAUUGAUAUCCUACUUAACAGGAAACCUCUCCAGGUAUCUAGCAUCCCACGGGGUGAUAUCACGGUGCUGUCCUACGUCCACUGGCCUAUGCGUCAGCUACUCCCAAAGCAGAUUGAUAGCCUUCCAAAGGAGGUGGAAGACCAUGACUUCAAGAUAGACCACCUCACGAGUGAGCUCUCUCGGGAUCUUUACUUUGUAGCCCUUGAUCCUGCAGUACGAGGCAAUCUCGUGGUGGUUGCUAUGCGUUUACUCACCACUGACCAGAUGACUGUCACCCUGGUUGAAAAGCUUCUCGGUGCCACGCACCAAGGUGUUGCUUUGAGACCCACAUUGUCGACCAGCAACAAACUGUCUCUCCUACAAGACAUCCCAGUUGUCAUUACAAGGCCCACCAUUCGCUCUCUGCCACCCGAGCGAACAAACUUCCUCGGGAAGUUUCUUCACAAUCUCAUUCGCACAAUGAAGCAGCUACCAAGGCCUAUUCUGGAGACACUUAUCAAGUUUGUACCUAAUCAACAUGCAGCUGCCUAUGCCAUACAGCUAUCUUCAGACAUUGCUUUUGCUCUUCUGCAGCAUGAUAAUGUCAACGAGCAAGUGGAGCUUAGCAAGCAGCUGGCCAAGAUCCUGGAAGACAAGGCUGAAAGCAGCACUGAGCGCUACAAAGUCAUUCCUCUGUUGACAGACUUCAAAAACAAACUGUCCAGCUUGACUUCUAGUCGUCCUGCCCUGGCACCUGUUGUGCAGUACAUCGAAGAAAUUCUCCAAAGAUUACACAAUGAGCCCCAAAAGUCCACCAGUGCCCUGAGUGAUCUGAAAGAAUAUCUUCAAAAACUCCCAGGAAAUGUGUCUGUGGACAUUGUACAUAAAAUGCUCGAAGAUUUCUCGAGUUGGACCCCUGCCGACUUCAAGGCUCUUAUAGGUCUGCUUCACGCCGCGCUUCCCAGAGCCGAGCACAAAGAGCCACCGCUCACAGGAAGCCUUACUAUUGUGGCUAUGAGACUGCUGAGACUCCACAACAAUACAGACAGCACCGAGGAAGCACUAGUCAAGUUUGUGGACCUAAUGCCUGUCAACAGCAGCCUCUUCCCAGAGCCACUCAAAACGGUGCUGGUGAGCGACAUUCUUUUUGUGCUCGCCACCAAGAUCUACAAGAGCUCCGAAAGUCACGUGAAUGCUGAAACGCUCCUGCGCAUGCUUGACGAAGUGCUGCACAGUCACAUGAGCCCCGCAACUGCUAGCCUGGAGAGCGACUUCAUCAAGGCUGUGGCCGCCUUUGUCGACAACAAGUUUGUGCUGAGACUUGUGAAGCGCGAGCUGCGCGUCCGCCUGGCGGACCUGCUCCAGCACUUGGACUUCCAGCACCUGAUAAUACCCAUGGAGAUCAUUGUCAGCAUUGACAAGCAGUUGCGCAAGGAGAUGUGGACCAUCGUCCGGAAGGUGCACACCACAACCGAAGAGCGCUCUUUGCUCCAAUUCCUCCAAUACCUCAAAACAGCCCACAGGGACGAGAUUGUGCGCAUGGACAAUAGCAGCAUGCAGAACCUUCACAAGGUGCUCCGGCCUUUGCCACCGAGGGCGCUGCACAACGUCAUCACUGGUGUUGAUGACGUCCUCACGCUUAACGGUGUCAUCGUCCACAAGCAGUUGGCCGAGCAAUUGCUCACCAUUGUCCGGAUAGCCACCCGCAGCCCGAUGUUCCCGGCCAAGCUACUGCCCAAGGCCAAGGAGAUCAUGGAGAAGCUCGUGAAGAACCACAUACAGCGCGAGAUUUUCCGACGCCGUCCACACCUCUUCCCGUUGGCCAUGUGAAAAGAACGAGGGUGCCAUGAGGAAACAAGACGCCGGCUAUGUUUGCACAAUAAAGCUUUCAAGGGGCAUUGACAUGCUCCUUCACUAGUUCUUCUGUCCAGUUCAAACUCUGAAGCAUGUGGUGGA